This is a messenger RNA of Dermacentor silvarum, 1128 nucleotides long. Its product is annotated as solute carrier family 35 member G1-like. NCBI's taxonomy places the organism in Eukaryota, Metazoa, Arthropoda, Arachnida, Ixodida, Ixodidae. Gene Ontology annotation, cellular component: membrane. The record is from RefSeq and is a predicted model, not a curated record. The coding region runs from base 1 to 1128 and encodes 375 amino acids. The transcript has a single exon.
AUGGCGGAGCGCCAGGGGCGGGCUUCGACGCACAGCCUGCGACGAGCCAUCCGCACCCUCCACAGGCGGCGACCGCCGGAGGCGCGCAGCUCGUGGUCCAGCUUCACCGAGCUCGUGGACGCCGAGGUGACGCGGCGCCGCGCCCAGCCCACCGAGUCCGCCGUGCGGCUCUUCGAGAAGAACGUCAACUUCUUCCUGGGCAUGUUCUACGCGACCCUCAACAGCGCCCUCGUGGGAGUCAUCUCGGUGCUCAUCAAAAUCCUCUACGACGUGCCGACCCUCCAGCUGACGGCCAUGCGACUGGCGGGCAUAUUCGUCUUCUCCAUGCCGCUCGUCGUCUACAGCGGCAGGAACCCGCUCGGCCACCCUUCCAACAGGCUCUACCUCGUCCUCAGAGCCACGGCGGGCGUAGCGGGCCUCUACUUCCGCUUCUGGUCCAUGAAGCUCAUCCCUUUGUCCGACGUGGCGGUCAUCCUCGCCAGCCUGCCCGUCUUCGUCACGGCCCUGGCGCGCGUGUUCCUGAACGAGCCCUGCGGGGUCACCGACACCAUGAUACUGAUCCUCACCAUGGGGGGUCUCAUGAUGUCCGCCAAGAUCCCGUUGCCCUUCAUGCACGCCGCCGCUGCUCGGGACGCCAAGCUGGACCCGAACAAGUACAAGGGCCUGUUCUUCGCCCUCCUGUCGACGCUGUUCGGCGCCGUGAAGUUCCUCAUCAGCCGAACGGUGCGCUACGAACACCACUCGGUGACGCUGUUCAUGUACGGACUCGUCGGGGUCGUCGAGUGCGUCCUGCUGUCGCCGACGGAGCCGUACGUGCUGCCCCGCUGCGGCCUGGGACGCGUCAUCUUCGUCUCGUUCACGAUGCUCAGCUUUCUCGAGCACAUGGUGCUCAUCAAGGCGCUUCAGACGGAGAACGCGGGGCCCGUGUCCGUCGUCAUAGCGGCCAUGGACGUAGUGUUCAUGUUCGCCGUGGAACUGAUACUGUUCGGCAACAUUCCGGACAAGUACAGCUUCACGGGCGCCACUCUGGUGUCCGUAUGCGUCUUUCUGCAGAUGGCCAAGAAGACGGUGAUAGAAUCGCACGAGAACUCGCUGUUUAGAAAGUUGUUUUAUUGGCUCGCCUAUUGA